Daphnia pulicaria is the source of this 4206-nucleotide messenger RNA. Its product is annotated as uridine phosphorylase 1-like. The record is from RefSeq and is a predicted model, not a curated record. The coding region runs from base 104 to 2026 and encodes 640 amino acids. The transcript has 12 exons. Gene Ontology annotation, cellular component: cytosol; cytoplasm. NCBI's taxonomy places the organism in Eukaryota, Metazoa, Arthropoda, Branchiopoda, Diplostraca, Daphniidae. Gene Ontology annotation, biological process: fructose metabolic process; uridine catabolic process; nucleotide catabolic process. Gene Ontology annotation, molecular function: uridine phosphorylase activity; ketohexokinase activity.
AAGAUGGCAUGCACAUCAAGCGACGACUCAUCCAACUCACCUACCCAUUCCCUAUCACAAUAGUUUUAAUUGGUCUAAAUAACUACCAACAUUAUGAAGGAAAAUGGCAAAUGCAUCACUCUGUGUUGGACUAGUAUGUAUUGAUAUUGUUGCCGAAAGUGAAAGAUUUCCUGUAGAAGACACUGAUCAUAGGAUUCCAAACCUUUCGUACAGAAGAGGAGGAAAUGCGUCCAACUCAUGCUCUGUUUUGUCUCAACUGGGAAUGAAAACAGAGUUUUUAGGAACUCUUUCAAACUCAAUACAACUGGAUUUCAUUCAAAGAGAUUUUGCAGAACACUCAGUUUCAAUUGAACACUGCCCUAUUUUCCCUGAUUGUGAGUUUCCAACAUCCAUUGUGAUACUUAAUGCCUGCAAUAGUACCAGAACCAUUAUGCAUCAUCCAACGAAUUUACAAGAGCUGGGUGUCCAACAUUUCACCAAUCUUAAUCUAAACAAUUAUUCAUGGAUUCAUUUUGAAGGAAGGAGUGCUAAUGUCGAUAACAUAAAACAAAUGAUUAAAUUUGUGCGGGAAAAUUCGAAAUCUAUAAAAAUAUCGGUUGAAAUCGAAAAGACACGCACAGUUCUCGGUGAACUCCUCCCACUAGGAGAUGUUGUUUUUAUUUCGAAAGAAUUUUCUCAGUUUUCUGGCUUCCCUACCAUGAAAGAAGCAGUAAAAGGAUUUAUCGGUUUGUCAAGACCAGGGUGCAUUGUCGUGUGUGCCUGGGGGUCAGAAGGAGCGGCUGCAGGACAAAAUGUUGAUGGGACAGAUGUGGUGAAGUGUCAAAGUGCUUCUGCGCCUUGUCGUAUCAUCGAUACCCUUGGAGCUGGGGAUACAUUCAACGCCGCAUUCAUCUAUAGCCAAAUUAACCUGUGGGACUGGAAAAAAGGGCUUGAAUUCGCUUGCCAAAUUGCCGGUUGCAAAAUUGGUUUAAAAGGAUUUCUAGGACUCGAACAAUUCAAGCAGACCUUUUUAUUUGAGGCCUCAGACAAUGACAGGUAUCCCGAUGGGGCUGUUCGCCUUCGUAAUCCCAAUAUUGAGCUGAUGGACCAGGACAUUCUUUAUCAUUUGGCAUUGGGGAGCGGAAGCCAUGACCUCCAGCAAAUGUUUGGCGACGUUAAGUUUGUGUGCAUGGGGGGUACUCCGAAGCGCAUGGAGCAGUUUGCUAACUUUAUUAUGGAUGAGAUCGGUUACAAAUUGCCAGCCGGAACAACUCUGCUGGACAUUUCCCAAUAUUCCUACCGAUAUUCGAUGUACAAAGUCGGACCGGUUCUCUCCAUCAGCCAUGGAAUGGGCAUUCCGUCAGUUGGAAUUCUACUUCACGAAGUCAUUAAACUAAUGUACCACGCUCGAGUUAAAGAUCCCGUCUUCUUCCGUCUGGGAACAUGUGGCGGUAUUGGCUUGGAUGGCGGACAACUGGUAAUCACGGACGAAGCCGUGGAUGGCAUGAUGAGACCAUUCCUCGAAUUGCCAGUUUUAGGGCAAUUGGUCCAACGACCAUCCAAGCUCGACACAGAACUGGCCAAAGAAUUGCAGUCUCUUUCUACUCAAGACGAUCCCUUUGAGACGCACGUUGGUCGAACUAUGUGCACUUAUGAUUUCUAUGAAGGACAGGGACGUCUAGAUGGAGCAUUCUGUGACUACACUGAAAAGGAAAAGCUGGAAUUCUUGCACAAGGUUCAUGACAAUAACAUUCUCAACAUGGAAAUGGAAUCCUUGGCCUUUGCAGCGCUGACCCACCAUGCAGGAAUCCGUGCGGCAGUCAUCUGUGUCACACUGCUCAACCGCCUUAAUGGUGACCAGGUGGCUUCGAGCAAGGAAGUCUUGAACGAGUGGCAAAACAGACCUCAGGCCAUCGUCGCUCGAUACAUCAAAAAGCACAUGGGCAUGACAGGCCCAGCUCCGCGUCCUCCUCCACCCGGGCCCAAAACGGUUGUCAACUCAAAGAAACUCAAAUUCGUCCGCGAGGAAUCUCAAAGCUACGAAUAGCAUUAGGAUUCACAGGGUUCCAAAGAGGAAAUUCGACUCCGCAGUGUCCUGGUAAAGAAAAAAUUGAAAUUUACGUCAAGAUUCCACCCGAAUAUUUUUAUCUGACAGCUGCUGUGUGACAGUCGAUAGCGUUUGUUUGUUUUUUUUUUUCCUUAAGAGGUAAAUACUUGUGUUACGUAGUGAAUUCGAUCGUCGUUAGAGAGCGUGUUAUUUAGUAUCACUGGUAUUCAACAACAAAAGUUUUCAAACGUGUUUCUUUGUACACAACGAAAGCUCUCUCCCUACUCUGAAUGUUGUAGUACUGUAAAUUCUCUUUUUCACUGUUUCAUUGGGAUCCUUUAUUUUAUUUAUUUUUCAUUAAUUGCGCACUCGUCAUUACCGAGUUUAGUUGUUGUUAAAAAGGCAAAAUUAUUUGAGCAAUAUUUGUUCCAUACAUCCAUACAGUAACAUUCCAACUUGCGGAACGAUCCUUCAGACUCUCCCUUCACGACGACGGAAGUCGUUCCGUUAAUGUUUCACUGUUUGAUUCCAAUUGGUCUUUGGCUAUAUUAAAGUUCUGGGGCAUUUGGCGAUUUCUUGUAGUUACAUAUUUACAGAAUCUCCUUGUAAUUCGUGGCGUUUACUUUCAAUUACAAAAGAAAGAAAAAACAAAAACAAAUCCUGUAGAGACAGCCUUCGAUGCAUAUGAUACGGCCGACCAUUUAGUCGUGCAUUACCGUCAAGACGGAACGAGAGGUUUUUUCAUCAUCGUCUGGAUGUUCAGUGUGUUACGUAUGUGUGUGUGGGUGGGUGUGGGUUUUGGAGAUUUCGUCUUUUCUUCUCCCUUUCUCGGCAUUGUUAACGUCUCCAGCUACAUCAGUUGUUGACUUUGAUAAGUGAAAAUUUUUUUUUUCUUUUCUUUUUCUUUUUCCCAACAAGAAAUUAUUUUAAAAUAGCUAAAAAUUCAACCGGAGGAAGCAAGGAACACAACUAACAAAUAACAACAACAUACUGGUGGGAAUGCGAACGUUUUCUUAUCUUUAUAUAAAUAUUCUUUGCGUGCUUGACGUUGCACAGUGUGUUUCUCAAUGGAUGUCGGUAAUAAUACAAUAAAAUAGACAUUCAAAUCUAUAUCGUGACCCACUUUUAUUUUUCCAAAAAAAUUUAUUUUCUUCUCUUCAUUCCCCGAGGUGAGAUGAUGAUAUCUCCCUGCGUCGAGAGUUUCUCUCUCUCUUGAAUUCCGUACAUCAUUCACGCUGUAUUUUGUGUCGUCCCAUCGGCUCGACUCGCCUAUACACCCACUCUCUUCCCUUUACUUUUCCCAAAGCCACACGUAUACGUUGCACGCUGCCAGGACGUACACAAUAAUAUACUGCGUGUAUAUAAAUGCUUAUAUUACUUUGACUGGUCGUGACAGGACACCAUCGAUCAAACAAGCAGCCGGGCAGAAGAUCAUGAAGAAGGAAUGCGCACACCGCGCAUUGUGGGUUUUCCCUUUUUUCUUUUCUUUUUCUUUAAAUGUUACUUUUCAUUGUUAUCGCGAGAAGAAGCAAAACAGAGACGAACUAGUUUUCAAUCAUAAAUGUUUGAAUGUAUUUCGAAAAAUUGGGUAAUGAGGUGGCUACACUUAAUUGUCAUGUUUUUAUUGGCUGCCUCGUAUUUUCUUAAUGGUUUUAUUAUUUUUCUUUUUGUUGUUGUUUUGUGUUGUCGUUUAAGACUUGCUAGAGGUUAGUUGCGCCUGCGCAAGGCAACAAUUUAAACGAAUUUGAUAUGAAGGAAAUCGAGGAGGAGUAUAAGAAAAAUGGAGAAUUGGAGAGGUGUGAGAUAAUAGUAGUUGCAGGACGUUGCGGAAUGCGGGUGGGAGGAAAUUUCGGAAAAUAUCCGUCGACCGCUCCGUCGAACGUCCAGAUUGUUUUUUUUUUUUUUCUUCAAUGAAAGGAAUAAAUGCUCCGCAAUCUUCUAUCGGAGACGUGGGAUGUCACAGACAUGUCGAUGGUCCUUUGUUUUCUCCGGCCCACCGAUCGAACAACCACUCCCAAAUGGAUAAGUGGGACAAAAGAGAGGACAGAUGUGCCAUUAUUACAAGUUGCCAUCAGCAGAUCGCAACUCCCUCCCUCUAUGUAACGGAUAUGUACAAAAGCGCGUUUUUUUUUAAAUGAUGAAUAAUGAGGGGAGGGACUGGCUCUCACGCACGCUAGAAA